Molecule: messenger RNA, 1873 nt
Organism: Thalassophryne amazonica
Lineage: Eukaryota; Metazoa; Chordata; Actinopteri; Batrachoidiformes; Batrachoididae
Gene: hjurp
Exons: 3
Coding region: 30-1607 (525 amino acids)
Source: RefSeq, a predicted model, not a curated record
CUUUGCAUGAUGAAGCGUUGGCACGCUGUAUGACCCUGGGGAAAAGGACACUGUCCAAGAUGGAUUCAAAGUUUGACUUCUGUCAAGAUGGUGACGCUGAUGAGACUUCCCUUUCCAAUAGUGACGGUUUUGUAGAAGAAGAUGGGCUGUCUAGAACUGAUGGGGCACCAGUGACUCUGCAGUCACUAGAUGAGAGUUGCAGAAACCUUUUUGUGACCGAUCUCCAGCCGGAAGACCAAGAUGAAGAUCUGAAUGCAACGCUGAGAAGUGGAGGCAGCACAUUAGCAGAUCUCUACCCCAGCAUGGUCAGUCGAAUCGGGAAGGUCUGGCACCGACAGCAUGUGUCUGACGCUGCUGAAUCCGUACUGAGGAGGUACCGAAGGUGGCGACAGUCAUCAAACAGAAAUAACCUCAACAAAACCUUUGAUGUCCUGCCAGGAAACAGCCAAAGAAAGAGAAAAGUCCAGCCAAGGCUCAGUGCGACAAAAAGCAGUGAACACACUCUUAAAUCACCCAUACGUAGAGCAACAAAUUUGAAGGCUUGGCAACACCACAAUCAGUCUCCUGGCAGGGGGAGGAGCCAAUUCACAAGAGGGCAGUAUAAGCCCAUCUUAGUCCUGGAUUUCAGUGGCCCCUCGACUGUUCCUUCUGUGCCUGAGACUUCGAAGUCAAAGCAAAUCCCACUGAAUGAGAUGUUCACUGUCUCUCAACUGUCCCCACAUUUGCCACCACAGCAGGAAGAGCUGCCCUCCAAAAUCACUGUCAGUCCUGCACGAUUCUUUAGCAAAAUGUCACAAAGAGUGCAGAAGUCCGAAUCCCCUGUGGCUGUAACACAAACCACUGCUUUAAAUGAAAGGUCCAUCAGCCAUGGCUCCCCAGUUACUCAGAGUCCCUUAAAAACAGGGAUGACGACCAGAGAAGGCCUUACUGAAUCACCUUUAGGGCUUUUCAGAAGCCCCAAAUCAGAAUUUGUGGGAAGCUGCUCCAGAGAACCUACCGAACCAAAGUCAAUGCCUUAUUUUCCAUCUUCACCAAAGCAAAAGCUCUGUAUGCCACCACGGAGGCUUUACACUCCAGAAUCUGAUUGUUCGGUCAGAGUACAUCCAUGUUCGUCUCAGCCAGGCAAAGCAACAAGCCGUCAUGGUCUACAGCGCCACCAUUCCUUCAAUGACGCCUUGCUGUCAAGCACCCCGUCUUACUCUGCAAAUCAGCUUGACGAUGAAUUGACUAAAAUCUUCCACAAGUUUGUCUGCAAGAAUAAACUGUACUCCAAUAAUUGCACUUCCUGCAUUUGUGCUUGGAGCUCAGAGGCCAGCAGAGGUCACUCUUCUUCAGUUUUAGCAGCUCUCUCCUUGUCGCCCCACCGUUCUGUUCUAAGGAAACGCCAAAGGGAAGUGGACCAUGUCUUCCAGCCACAGACCAAGCACUGCAGGAGGGAGACCUCCAUAUACUCACCAGGGUCCAGCUGUCAUAGCAAAAUGGUUCUGAGGCACCACCUCCUUCCUUCCGAGUCAAAGCCAACUUGUGAAUUUUGUCUCUGCCGUAGACAAAGUGCUUUUCGAAUGCUUGAAUGCCAGCAGUCCUCAGCAGUCACACAAGAAACGUGAUCGACUCCAGGCUGGCCUGCAUCUGCAGCCGCGUCUUCUGGCAUGUGUAAGUGGUUUUUAUUUUUUUUAUUGUAUGCCUGCAUUAUGAACUUUUCCAAAAUCAGAAUAUUAUACAAAUAAUGGAUAUUUCAGUGGAAUGGUAAGAAUACUUGCAUGAGUUGAAAGAUGGAAUUAUCUCUUUCAGUCACGAAUGGAAGUAUUCUUUCCAUUGAAUGAAUGGGCAAAGAUUGAAGCCUUUAUCUUUUUCUCUUGGUUGUUCCCGUUAG